CCGCAGCAGCCGCAGGAAUAUGCUGGAAGCCGGCGGGCGGGCGCCCGCGAGGUGCUGAAGGGACAGUUCCCGCCGCCGAACUUACCCGGCGGGUGGGGCGGCCCGGGAGCCGGCGGGGCACGUGAGCGAUGGAGACCAUCUGGAUCUACCAGUUCCGCCUCAUCGUGAUCGGGGACUCCACCGUGGGCAAGUCGUGCCUGCUGCACCGCUUCACGCAGGGCCGCUUCCCGGGGCUGCGCUCCCCCGCCUGCGACCCCACCGUCGGCGUGGACUUCUUCUCGCGCCUGCUGGAGAUCGAGCCCGGCAAGAGGAUCAAGCUGCAGCUCUGGGACACGGCGGGGCAGGAGCGGUUCAGAUCAAUAACUCGAUCUUAUUACCGCAACUCAGUUGGUGGCUUUUUAGUAUUUGACAUUACUAACCGACGAUCUUUUGAACAUGUGAAAGAUUGGCUAGAAGAAGCAAAAAUGUAUGUACAGCCAUUUCGGAUUGUAUUUCUGCUAGUGGGACAUAAAUGUGAUUUAGCUUCACAACGUCAAGUUACAAGGGAAGAAGCUGAAAAACUAUCGGCAGACUGUGGAAUGAAAUAUAUAGAAACCUCAGCAAAAGAUGCUACAAAUGUUGAAGAAUCCUUCACAAUCUUGACAAGAGACAUAUAUGAACUUAUUAAAAAGGGAGAAAUUUGUAUUCAAGAUGGCUGGGAAGGGGUUAAAAGUGGUUUUGUUCCAAAUACUGUGCAUUCUUCUGAGGAAGCAGUGAAGCCCAGGAAAGAGUGCUUCUGCUGACUUCAAACAUGCCAAAGAACUAACAAGAACAGAUUGGGUGUCAUUUCAGGAUAAAUACCAACAUUAAAAGCAGAACGAUGCAAUGAAAGCAUUAAAAAACCCACACUGACACUAUUUUGUAAGGUAUUUGAUUCGGAGCACUAUACUUACUUGUUAAACUACCAGAUUAGGUAUUUUGCUAAAUUAUCAGGCAAAGCAGACAACUUUUUCUUGAAACUGGCAUAUCUACAUAUUACCUCCAUUCUCACUUUGUCAGCAUACAGCUGACCUUAGUGUCCAGAUAUAUCAAUAUUACUCAUUUUUCUUGACAGUUCAAAAUGGAUUUUUUUGUAUAAUACAUAGUCUGAUUAAAAAUAUUUUAUCAGGAAUUACGUUAUCUUGAGUUAAUUAAGAUUGAAUAGUAAAGUGCAUUUAAAAGUACGCUGUUCACUUGCAAAAUAAACAAUCUCAGAAGUAUCAACUAAGACUUAAGUAACAGUUGUUGUUUAAGGUACCAGGGAUUUUUUUGUUGUUUUUUUUUUAACCGUUCUCUGAAUAUUUAUCCUCCUUUAAUUUUGCCUGAACAUAAGAAAAUGAGUUUUGUACUCAUUUUUGUUCCCCGAUUUGUUGCUCCUAAAAGUUUUAUGUUUUACAGAGAUAUGUAAGGAUCCAAGCAAAAUAUGCUAAGCAAGUAUUUGUAAAAAUAAAAAACAAAGGAUCACUCAGUAGCAAAUGUUCGAUGUUACUGUAUACUGUUUGUGUUUAGACAAGAAAAACAAAAUUUAUUUAUAUACUGACAUUUUCAAAGGUAGUAUAUGCAAUUUACCUUUAUUGUCAAAAUUAUCAAUAUAGGUAAAUAUGGAAUGUUUUUAAUAAUAGCAUUUUUGUCCAAGUAAACUUCCAAAUUUUUCCAUUUUCAAUACAAGAAGAAUGUAGAAAAGAUUUUUCUGGAUAAGGAAAAUUGGUUAGAUGUUUGAUAUAUUUAGCAUUCAAAUUGCAUUUUACAAAUCUCAACAGUGCAAGUGAAGAUAGAAUAAUUAGUCAAGGCAGUAAAAUGACUUUUGAGUUUCCUAAUUUUUAACUUACUGAUUAAACUUCUCUCCUGGAAGCGACAUUUUGAUCACAAUUCAAAUAUUUUAUAACGUACUCUAUUCUAUAAACUAUUCCUAAUCACAGAGGGGCACCAAAUGAAGCUGCAUUUUUGGAAUCAUAAUGUUUUUACUGUUAAACUGUAUAUAGUUGCUUCAUUUGUUUGAAAACCAAAGUGGUAUAGUAGAAAGAAUAUUUAACAAGAAAUCAGAGAACUUGAUUUUAAACUUGCCUGUGCAGUACCAAUACUUGACCAUGAGUAAGUCCCAUAACCUCUCUAAGCAUCAUUUUUCUAAUCUGUAAAAUGAGACUAAUAACUUGAGUUAUUGUGUUUCAUGGAAUUAUUUUGAGAAUCAAGUGAAUCAGGCAAAAAAGCUUUGUAAAUAGAGAAAGCAUUAUACAAAUGUGAGAUUGAUAACAGUUGCUCAUGGCCAUACUAUUAUAUUUAUAAUGGAUGAGAAGUUUGUUUUUUCCUUUCAUUCCUGUGCAGAGGGAGCAAAAAACGGUGUGUGAUUUCAAGGACCUGCGGGAAUUCUUGGUUGAUGCUUAUCCUCUACCCUUUUUUACCCUGAACCACUGCUCCUCUAAAGUGGAAAUGAUAGAGAGGGAAGUCCCUGGAGACUUAAUCCAAUCAAAAGUCAUGUUUGAAUGUGUUUUUUGUGCAUCUUUGAAGUAGAUAUUUACUUCUAUUUUCAAAUACUUGUACAUUUUCUAGGUUCAUGUAAGUAUUUUUUAAUAGUGCUUAUGGAGAGAAUAUAAAUUAUAACCAUAAAAAUUAUAAAUAUUUAUAUUGUCAACAUUUCCUUGAUAUUCUUAGGUUAAUUUCACAUUGAUUUCAAACUAUAAUCAACCAGGUGAGAAAGUACCUGUCCCCCAAAAUGUGAAGUAGUCUGUUUUUACUGUUACAGUCCAAAAUGGCAUAAACUCAAAUACUGAAUAUCUAACAACAGUUUAAAGUUCAGUCACCUGUGCCUACUUUUAAAGUUAAAUAGCUAAAAUAUAAAAUGUGAUUUAACUUUCAGUGGACACCUUUAUAAUAAUAUUGGGGGAGACUAAUAUUGGGGCUGAAGGAUAUUGUGUAUUCCAAGAUUGAAAAUAAGACUAAUGGCUGGGCGUGAUGGCUCGUGCCUGUAAUCCCAGCACUUUGGGAGAUUGAGGCUGGAGGAUCGCUUGAGGCCAGGAG
This is a messenger RNA of Microcebus murinus (gray mouse lemur), 3033 nucleotides long. It is a transcript of the gene RAB39A, whose product is annotated as RAB39A, member RAS oncogene family. Gene Ontology annotation, molecular function: GTPase activity; GTP binding. Gene Ontology annotation, biological process: Rab protein signal transduction. The record is from RefSeq and is a predicted model, not a curated record. NCBI's taxonomy places the organism in Eukaryota, Metazoa, Chordata, Mammalia, Primates, Cheirogaleidae.